Pomacea canaliculata is the source of this 8203-nucleotide messenger RNA. Its product is annotated as DNA-binding protein RFX6-like. The record is from RefSeq and is a predicted model, not a curated record. Bases 2065 to 4752 code for a protein of 895 amino acids. Gene Ontology annotation, molecular function: DNA-binding transcription factor activity, RNA polymerase II-specific; RNA polymerase II cis-regulatory region sequence-specific DNA binding. The transcript is spliced from 20 exons. Lineage: Eukaryota; Metazoa; Mollusca; Gastropoda; Architaenioglossa; Ampullariidae. Gene Ontology annotation, biological process: regulation of transcription by RNA polymerase II.
UCUCUCAAACGUUGAGUCGCACUCCCCAGUAUCAAUACAUCAUUUCUACCCGAACUCGUGCAGGGAGCGGGUGCACACAUGUGGCACGUUUUACCUGGGGCCGGUCUUCGCGGGGGCAAAAGCUCAUAGGUGGAGUAGAUAUCUCACCCGUUUGCGUCUUAUCUCUCGCACAAACCCAGUCCGGCAAGCUGUAAAGCGUUUCAUGAGACCCGUAGCCCAAGCCACCCGGGUGAUUAGAGCGAAAAGGGGCUUCUACCCGCCUCUGCACUGACGCCUCCUACGGACCGCUGACGUGGGGUGGAGUGUUUGGGAGGCGCGUGUAUGUUUAGUAACAAAGUGAUCCGAGAACAGUCAUACCGGGUGCAGGAGAACCUAACCCGAGUGUUAAAGUUCUGAGGACCACCACCACUACAACCACCACCACCGACACCACCAUAUCAGCUGUGCUCCUCAAAGUUCAUCUUCUCUCAGCCCACUGGACCUCAUCAUAUGUGUCGUCAAGCGAGGAAAACAAAAGGACAGGUGGCGAUAGAAGGAAAGUGAGGUGUGAUAUUUAUUAUGGAGCUCUCAGACGGAUAGAGUGACAUGCUCAAGCGACUUGACCUAUAUGCGCAUUGGGGACACUUCGCAGCAUGGGUGAGACAUGUUGGACAACACAGUCUACAGCAGGCGAUGUAAGACAGUUGUCGACUGGCAACCGUCUGGUCUAGGUGAUUCGUCCGUCCACAAGACACCUGCAGGUGAACACGCCGGUUCCAGAAGCGGCUUUCCCGCUGCCGGGGACUUGGAGUAACCUUUUCCUUCACUUGUAGUGCUUGCCUGUGGCAAAUACAACCUCAGAAUGGGACAGGUAAUUUACAGCUACAGUAUUUCGCCGUCGUGAAACAAGGCUUUGGGAUUAUAAACACAAUUAGCGCUCCCCGAGAUCGAGGUGGCAUGGACAUUUUGUUGCCCAUGAACAGAGCUCACCUAAAAAUUACUUUUGCUUCGUUCUCCUGUUCAGGGAGCAGCAUAAUAGUCAAGAUCCUUUGAAAGAGAUAAUAUUCUAUAUGGUCAUCUAUAUGUUUAAGAGAAAACUGUGUUGUUCUGAAAAAAUAGUCCUUUGCUGGAGCUUGUCAACAGAUAUUUUGUCCUGCAAAGGUGUUUGAUGCUGAGUCAAACAAAAUGUGAGAUAAGGGAUUAUGUUUGUGUUAGGUAUUUUCCAGCAGUGAAUUCAGUCAUGAAAUUCUCAGAAAGUAAUUAUUUAUAAAAAUAAACUUAUCACUGAAGUACAUAAGUGUACAAAGUGUCUACAUGGACAUUUAUUUGUCGCAUUACAAAGCAAACGGAAUAGGUGUGACUAUCAUAGUCACCAAAUCCGACAGGAUAAUAUUUGUGUCCAUUUCUUACAUCAAAUAGUUAAUUAAUACAUUCAUUACUGGUAUCUGAUAUUGACAAUGUCUUCAAACAGUCGACUGUGUACACAGGCAGGCUCCAAGUGAAUCAUCCUUCGUCAUGUUUAUUUUGUAGCUUUUACUUAAAAAGUGCAAAAUAUCAGUGAGAGGAAUACAGGACAAAAGCACCGACAGCAUCAAUGUGAUUCUUGUACACAUCAGACUGUUUCAACCCCAGCUUAUUUAAAAUAACUGAUAAACUAUGUCUAGGAUUCCCCUCGAGAUAAAACAAACUUAAAUACAUCUAUUAAACUGUCGAUGAUCGCCAUAACCAAAGAUGGAUGUAGGAGAGCAAAGAUCCAUCUGAAAGAGCGAACAUGAUGUCAGUGUGGGCCUAGUCCUCAGAAGAAAAGAAAACAUCGGAGGUUUGAGAUCACUUGCACUCUAAGUACGAGGUAACUUCCGCUUCCGCUAGGACCGCACAGAAGCAUUUCUUGCUCUCCAAGAGAAAGAAAGGACAAUCUGCUUACGAGCUUGUCAAACGUGUACGGACCGUUUGCGAACACGACUACCGGAGCUCGUUAUCGACACUCUACCCCCCGGCGACAAGCCUCUGUUGCGACAGUGAGAAGCAAGGCACCGAGUGGCAGUCCCAGGAUUGUUUCUGCUCCAAGAAGAAAAGGAAGCGACCAUGCCGACCCCGGCGAAACGGGCCAGACGGGAGGGAAGCGUUGAGACAGACCGCGAGUCCUCCUCGGAGGACACGACAUCCCCGGGGGCCGACCGUGCGAUCGGUCAUGCGGCGAGUCGACGCUCCACUGGAAAGAUUGACCACGACACAGAUGACAACAGCGCAGCCUUCUCGGACGAAGAGAGCGGUGGAGAAGAAGAUGGUCACCUUGCGGGUAACGGAUCGGCGUCCGAAGAUGUCCAGCAACAGCAGCAGCAACAACAACAGCAUCAGCAGCAGAAGAAGACUGUGGCGCAGAUCAUGCGAGAUAAGAAAAAGCAGACGCAGCUAACGCUCCAAUGGCUGGAGGAAAACUACUGCAUCUGCGAGGGAGUGUGUUUGCCGCGCUGCAUUCUCUACGCCCAUUACCUGGAUUUCUGCAGACGAGAGUCGCUGGAGCCCGCAUGCGCAGCCACCUUUGGAAAGACGAUCCGGCAGAAGUUUCCGCACUUGACAACCCGGCGCCUGGGCACUCGUGGACACUCCAAGUACCACUACUACGGAAUAGGAAUACGGGAAACCAGUCAGUACUACCAUUCUGUCUACUCUGGCAAAGGACUGACCAGAUUCUCGGGAUGCAAGCUCAAGAAUGAGGGAGGAUUUACUCGGAAGUAUUCCCUGAGCUCCAAGACCGGAACCCUUCUGCCGGACUUUCCUAACGCCCGUUACCUGAUCCUGCCGGACUCGAUGUCAAGGGAAAAGGUGGAGACAUUCAUCAUGAUGUACAAAACCCACUGCCAGUGCAUCUUGGACACCGCCAUCAACGGGAACUUUGAAGAGAUUCAGAACUUUCUGCUCCACUUUUGGCAAGGACUACCCGACCAUCUGCUGCCAUUAAUAGAGAACAGCGUGUUGGUGGACAUCAUCUGUGUCUGCGACUCCAUUCUCUACAAGGUCCUCACUGAGGUUCUGAUCCCAGCAACAAUGCAGGAGAUGCCAGAGACGCUUCUGUGUGACAUCCGCAACUUUGCCAAGCACUGGGAGAGCUGGGUGGCAUCAGCUCUGGAGAACCUUCCCGACUCUCUUGCCAGCGGGAAACUUCCGGUCGCAAGGCGCUUUGCGCAGGCGUUAAAGCGGCAAACUUCCUUUUUGCACUUGGCACAGACUGCACGCCCAGUCCUGUACGAUGCUCAGAUGGUGAACUCCAUGAUUGCCGACAUUGAUCGAAUAGACUUGCCGUGCAUCGAGUCCCAGCCCUUCAUCAAGGAUGGAGUUUCUGAUGGAGAGCUGAACGCCGAGUUUCUCCGAGAAUUUAAAGAGCUGCUGAGAAAACAAGCCACUGUGGAAGCCUUCACUGAGUGGCUAGACUUGGUGGUGGAACAAAAAGUGAUCAAGCCAAGUAAACAAAAUGGACGGUCCUUCAAGAAGCGUGCCCAGGAGUAUCUGCUGAAGUGGUCCUUCUUCGGAGCUCGUGUCAUGCACAACCUGACUUUGAACAACGCUCAGAGUUUCGGCUCGUUUCACCUGAUCCGCAUGCUGCUGGACGAGUACGUGCUGCUGGCGGUGGAGAGUCAGCUGCACUCGGAGAAGGAGCAGGAGCUGCAAGCGGUUCUCGAGAAACACAUGAAGCCAGACGACACAGGGUCGAAGCCAACAUUGCAGCAGCCUGCCAGCACGUGCUUUGUAGCCACGCAGAACAGAGCGCCCUCUCGCAGCGGAAGUGCGCUCAAGCGGGAGCACUACAACGAUGUCCCCACUAACGGGCCCUUCACACCUGUGCAGUACAAUGGGAGGGACUCGUACGGCGUCUCUCCGCAGCUCCCUCUAGGACAGACCAUGUCUGGAGCUCCGAUGCUGACGCCCCCGAUCUCACCCAUCGUACCCAAUCCUAUCAACCCACGAAAUACUGUCAUCAGCCAGGCGCCUAUCGCCUCCUACGGACCGCCCACACAGCCUCCCAUGCUUUCUUCUACAUUUCCUUACUUAGGUCAGCAAGCAGACUACAGCCAUCAUGGCUAUCUCAGCAACUAUCCUCAUUCCCAUCACACCAGUGCUUUCCGGUCGCAUGCCAGCGCCCCCUACUCCGGAAGCUACGGCAUGAAAAAUGAUCUCGACUCGUUUCCUUACCCUGAGCAGCCUUUUGCCCCAGACCCGUACUCGUACCCGACGUACAUGAGUCAGACAGGGGGCUACCCGACUUCAACCGUGAGUCUGUCCAGUGCGGGUACAUCGGGUAGCGCCUUCAACGUGGUGCAGAGCGCAGCCAGCAGCUUCUCCACCCACCAUUCCUACCAGAGCAGUGAUUACUAUGGAAACGCCGGUUUUCCACAACCGCCCAAACCGUUGGUGGAGCACGUGCCUGUCAUCCAGCAAAGGUCAUCUGGUCCCUCCCACCAUCCCCACCCACACCACGGCGUUACCCACGCUCACCUCCACCACCCUGCCCAUCAGUACCCGGAGGUGAACGAUCCGCUGAAUUUACUUGACCGGCCACACAGGUCGAAUGGUGUGGGUAUGGGGAUGACCAGCACAGCAGGAACGUCUGCAACAUGCCACAGUCCACCACACUCAGUUCACCAGCAUGGAUCUCUAGGAGAGGAUCUUUUGUCUAUGGAUGUUGCACAAAUGAUGGGAGCUGACCCCGAUUUGACCUCCGCUUACGUGGAUCCACGACCUUUGCCCUCAAUUAACACUGUAUUCAUGUCAUAGCAUUGCAGUGGCCUUGCACUUCACCAAAACUUUAUUGUUUUGUUGUUUGGGCUUACGACUAAGCGUGUGCUUGUUUAUUAUUCUUCAAGUUUGCAUUUGGAUGUAUAUUUAUUCUUUGCUUGCUUCCUUUAUGCUCUUCGGACUUUCUUCAACUUCCCGCCUUUCAGCUCGAGUGAGAAUUUCUCAGAUUUAGUGUUUUUUUAAUUAAAGGAGCAGUACAGUUCAAACACUUGUCCUUGUGCACAAAGACCACGUGUUGCAUGUUUCUGGUUUCAUGUUCUGAUAAUUUAGUCCUCUCACCACUGAAACAUUUAUUCUGGUUUUGUUUGUUGUUUGUUAUCUUGACAUUAUCCUUAAAGAGUUAAAGACUUUUUGAUGAUUUAAUUAAUUGCUUUCAUUAAGAGAAACUAAUUAUUAUUAUUUCUUUUUAUUGCAUUCCAAAAAAACAACUCGUUAAUCAGUGUGUGCAAAAUAUAUGUGCGAUGAUGAUAAUAAUAAUAAUAAUAAUAAUAAUUGUAUAGUGCCUGUCUCCAUCAGGACUCACAACCCAUUACAGUAAUACAAGUGUUAGUGUGGAUGUACUUACAUGCAAUUAAUUGUGAGUAUCGGUUAGGAAGGAACACUAUUAGUCAUGUGGACAGAUGAGGAAGAAGUGCAGAUGCAUGCAAAUGAGCGCGUGUGUGUGUUUUUAAGAGAGUAAAUGGAUUUUUAUGUAAUCAAAUACUUUCUUACAUAUGACAAUACUUUUUAAAUAAAUGAAAUUGUUAAAGUAUGGCCUUAGAAAGCCUAACCCUUGGAUUCGUUCAGCAUGAGUAGACAGCCAUUAGAAACAAAUGAAUUGCGAAGUCACAGAUAGAGAAGGUGGUGUGGACAUAGUGUGUCAGAGUCACAAGACUCCCUAGUGUCAUGGACGUAGCCAGGCCCACGUGAACAGGACGUGAAUAGUGUAAAUACGUUGUUGUGUGUUUGUUUAGCUAAACUAACGGACGUAGUGUAAAUAAACCCUCGCAUGUACCCCACUAGCUAAUUACACCCUUUUUGCUUGGCGACUAACUUUUCAGUUUCCUUGUGAACUUUGACUUUAGUUGAUUGUGUUGGCUUUAGAUUGUUUAUUCUUUGUCAUCUCCAGGAGACACAUAGCUGCUGAUGUUGUACUGUACCAUUCGACAGUAUUUAGGUUGAGCUGGUUGAGAUCUGGUAUUAAGUACAACUGUAUGUGUACAGCAAUAAUCCUGUUUGCCGUUACUUGUGUGGUGUUCUUAUUUCAUGUAAACCUGCAACUUUCCACUGGACAUUGCCUUUGAUGUGUUACGACAACACUCGUUGUGAGAGUGUCCUGAUAAACAGGAUGGACAGAAACAAUAUUUGUGUGUGGUCUAACACGAAAGUGCAAUUUUUAUAGAUGCGUAUGUAAAUAAUUUGCUCUUGAUUAUUUUUACUAAGUACUGUUAAUUACAUAACUGAUGUAUAAAGUAAUGUUUUCUUUUGUGUGUGCAUGUGUGUGCGCGUGUGUAUAUAUAUAUUUCAUUUUUGAGAAAUAGGAGCCAAUGUAAGUUUUAUGAAAUGAAAUACCUUUUUCUAAAAUACCUGGCAAUGAAGAGUUUACAAAUUAUGUCUCCCGCUAUGCACUCGUUGACAUGUCACCAAGACACUGAAUACCAUUGAACUUUGAUUCACAUCUUGUCUUUGGAACAAGAACUUUUUCUAGAUGUGGAAUUUGUGACUGUGACUGAUUGUGAUAUACCAACGGUUAGUGAAAAAAUUGAUGAGAUUUCCUCAUUAAAAAUAUAAUAAUAAAAGUUAUCAGAAUGAACAUUGGAAAUUAAAUGCUUGCAGUCUUAGUUCUUGAUGACUGUAGAAAAAGUCAACAAAGUCAGAACCACCCGAUUCUAGUAUUUUUGCGAGGUAUAGAAAAAAUAGCUUAUUUAUCAGAACAUAAAUUAAGUCCUACAAAGAGAGAUAAGUGCAGUAUGCUUAAAUGUGUUUUUUUUCUCCAGAACAUUGAUAACAGAGAAAUCAGUUGUUCACAGAUUCAAAGGGAAGUGACGUGCAGAAUUUCAUUUAUGUAUUAUAACAUUUUUCAAAUGUUUGUCAAUCCUUGAUUACAAUAAAAGUGUGCAGUAUUUGUGUCACAUGCUUCACGUGCAUCCUUAGCAAUUUGUUUUGCAAUGUGUGGACAAAAAAAAAAUCAUUGUAUUUUUAAAGCAAGAGUUAUCUCUCUGCCAGACAGAAGAAAUGAGAUUAGGAAAUUGCUUUUAACGGGUUUCAUCAUCCUCACAGAGAGUUUAGAGAGAACAAACUUGAGUAUUGGUCAGUAAUGAGAAAGAAAAGAUGAUUUCAGCAAAUGCUAUUUCCUGAAACCUUGAUGACAUCCUUUGAGCACGUUUUUCAUUGACUUUGGAAGGAAGAGCAAACAAAUGAAUGAAAAAAACUCCCUUUGAUAGCCCUCCAUUGAUCCCCUGUUUGUACAGACUGGAGUUAAUUGUUAUACGAACAUGGGAGGUAAAACUACACAUGGUUCUUGCGAUCUGUUGGUUCUGCAGUUUUCUCUUCCACGCCAUGUAUUUAAUUAGUAUCCAUGCAAAUGUCUGGAUAUUUUUGUAUUUCUUUUGUUUGCAAGGUUUGUUUAGUUUCCUUUCCGAGAAUGGGCAAGCUCGCAAUCAAUUCUUCAGAUUUUUUAAUGUUUUCUCUUUUCUUUCGCUCCGCACGCUCCACUGUUUGUUCAUGAUGUGCACUUUUAAAAAUAUUGUUUAUUAAUGUUUGUAUAUUUACUUUUGUAGAAGUGCGUGUUCAUGAUUCACUAACCGUGUGUAUGUUUAUACACACUUACAUCAGAGAUGCAGUGUGCAGAUAGUCGUUGUUGUCUGUAUGUUUUCUCGACCAUGUGUAGGCGUGUAAGUGUGUGUGUUUGUCUGUGUGUUUGUCUGUGUGUGCGUGUGUGAAAAUGUUGUAUAAUCGUGUGCAUUGACUCCGUUCGUUGGCGUAAAAGCAUUUUUACUGACUCAUAAACAUGUUUUUCCACUUACACUUAAAAUACUGCCUUCAUUCUUUUUGUUUCUGAAACUAAAGAGUCUUGAUUGUAAAGUAGUCAAGCUUUUAACAUGUUAUAAUGGGUCCUGUAAAAUCCUCCCCUCUGUAUUAAACGAACUUAACAAUGCGAUUUUUUUCAAAGAAAAAAAUUACUGUUAGUCCUGAAAUAUUUGCUGUAAGUGUUGAGCGGCUACCUGUCUUUUUAAUUUUUGAGCAGGUACACCUAGACGAAUGAACAGAUUGGACCUAACUGGCACAAAACAGGAAUUUAGCUUGAGAGCAAUGACAGUAUUUUUUUCUGGAUUGUGAAAUGUCUCUAGAGAUGCAUGAGCAAGUGGUUCAGUGGUACAAGAAUCGAUUUAUACAGUCGUGUGAUAAUGCUAUGUAUUGAGGAAAUUGCAAUAAACGAGUUGUGUGGCUA